CCCACCUUCUUUCGAUUAAGGCCGCAGCGCAGCACAGCACUCCCAGAAGUCGCCCAACUUCCGUCAGACUCACCCGGCGCGCCCCCAUCCGUGUUCCAUGCACAUUCAUCUCUGAUCGCGUUAACGCAAAUACCGCCGCGAUGCAAGGCUUCAACAUGGGCCGCUACGUCCCCCCGGACCUCGAGGGGACGAUAUCUGGCAACAAGCUCAACAAGAAGCACCCCCUUGGGUCGCGCGCAUCGAAACCCGGCGCCCUCACUGUGCGCUUCGAGAUGCCCUACGCAGUUUGGUGCACGACAUGUCCUAAGGAGACCAUUAUCGGCCAGGGCGUGCGCUUCAAUGCCUCCAAGACGCGCGUCGGGUCGUAUUACAGCACGCCCAUCUUCGCCUUCCGCAUCAAGCAUACCGCCUGUGGUGGAACCAUCGAGAUACGCACCGAUCCAAAGAACACCGCGUACGUUGUCACAGAAGGCGGACGCAAGAGGGAGGAUGGCGCAGAUCAGGUCAAAGACGGCGAUUGGGAGAUCAUGACGGAUGCCGAGAGGGAGAAACUCCGAGGGAAUGCUUUCGCGAAGCUCGAGAAGACGAUAGAGGACCGCGAACAGCUGACUGUGGCAAAGCAGCGCGUGGAAGAGCUUCAGGAGAACAACAAGACUUGGGACGACCCGUACGAAAUGAACACGAGACUCAGGAAGGAGUUCAGGGUCGGCCGACAUCAAAGAGAGAAAGAGGGACACGCCACAGAAGACCUGAAAGAUCGCAUGAGCCUGGGUAUCGAAUUGCUACCUGAAAAAGAGGAGGAUAAGAUACGUGCAGGUCUUGUGGACUUUGGCUCCAUACUCCGAGAAACCGGAGAAGAAGCGAUGGCGGCGCAGGGUUUGCACAAACCACUGUUCGAGAACACGAUUACAGCGGCCAAGACUGAUGCGUCAGACGGAAAGAAGAAGCUCAAGUCAGAAGUCAAGGCAGAGCAGACAAAGAGAGACUUGGUGUCCGAGCUUGUCAGCAAUACAAGGAUCUCGCAUGAUCCAUUCUUACACAUGGACAAGAGGUUAUCGACCACCAAGACUCCUGUCAGGAUACCGGGCAUCAAACGGAAGCGCGCCUCGAUUGACCAAGAUACGAGAGGCGACAAAACGACAGACAGGAUCACGGACACAGUCAACGCAUCCAUCGCGGCGGAAUCCAUAGGGUCGCAGCAGGCUCAUACAACCAACGCGGCAUUAGUGGCGUACGAAUCCGACUCGGAAUGAAUAUAUGGAUCUCAUCACACAGGCGGAUUGGCGUUUAUGAUUUUUUAAAGAUACCCCCAGCAUUGCGAUAUCAAGAGGAGGAACAUGACUUUAGUACGACAGAGGACACGUUAGGAUAGUAUUCGGGACAAAAGCUCAUCUGCGCAACCCCGCCAGCUCGAUACACUGUUUCUGGUAUUCCUACAUAGAAGUAUCAAAGGUUAGAUUUGUGGGAAAUUUUAUAGUGACUGUUUCCAGUUGCUCCCAAGGCUCGAGAUUUAGCACCGAUUCAGCGGGCAGCACUGAUCAAGUACCUCUAUCGAACACCCUGGACAUUCUUAUUCAUGUCCCUUUGAUCUAUUCACAAAGUAUUCUGCUAGCUCAACUCUUGCGCAGCGCAUUUUCAUCAGUUAUCUCCGCAC
Messenger RNA from Truncatella angustata, 1654 nucleotides. RefSeq names its product CWC16 protein. The record is from RefSeq and is a predicted model, not a curated record. Bases 141 to 1253 code for a protein of 370 amino acids. The transcript has a single exon. Gene Ontology annotation, cellular component: U2-type spliceosomal complex; post-mRNA release spliceosomal complex. Gene Ontology annotation, biological process: mRNA splicing, via spliceosome. NCBI's taxonomy places the organism in Eukaryota, Fungi, Ascomycota, Sordariomycetes, Amphisphaeriales, Sporocadaceae.